AUGGGAGGGGCAUCGCUCUCGCUGGAACAGACGGGUGCUUUAGAGCGCCGAGGCUUGUUUUCUAAGUUCGCGUUGAGGCUCGACGCCACGCCGGGUGACUUGUCCUCGCCUCUUAAAGGGGACCUUGAUCUCGAGCGCUCGCGCCUAUCGGUCGGGGCUGCGCCGGCAUUCUGCAUCUCGACGGAGGUGCAAGGGUCCGUGCUCAAGUGGUCAGUAUCCGGUUGCGACAAAUCCCAGGAGUCGCGGGUGGAUUCCGAAGAGCCGGAUUCAUGGCCGCUCGACUCGUCCUGGUCGCCAUCUGAACUAGUAUUGCUCGUGUCGUCCCCCGCUUCGGAGCCUGCGUUCAAGGGAGCGGGGGUCACUGAUGCGGAACGCCCGGGUUGCACCUCUCUGGUGAGGCACCGGAUUCACACAGGUGACGCACAACCGUGGAAAUGCAAUGCUCGCCCCGUUAGUGCGGCAAAGAGGAAAGCAAUUGACCAGGCACUGGAUGAGUUGAUUGAGACCGGAGUUGUCCAACGCUCAAACACGGACGCGAGUGACCUGGGUCUCGGCGCGGUACUCCUUCAGGAGCAUGACGGCGUCCUCCGGCAAGUCGCCUUUGCGAGUCGGUCACAUAACGCCGCCAAGCAUAACUAUAGCGUCACAGAAAGGGAAUGUCUCGCUAUAGUUUUUGCUCUCCGGAAGUUCGACUGCUAUGUCGACGGCGUGCCAUUCGUGGUGGAAACGAACCACAUGGCACUCACCUGGCUUAAGCGCUUGCGCGAGCCCUCGGACCACCUCGCGCGCUGGGUGUUGACCUUGCAGCGGUACAACUUUGUUGUGUGCUACCGAAAAGGGAGUUCGAACGUCGUGGCUGACGCCUUGUCGCGUGCCCCCGUUUCGGCAUCCGACACUUGUGUCCGCCACUCCCGAGAGCAAUCGCAUCAAGCGCUCAGCCAGCGGGACUAG
Messenger RNA from Rhipicephalus microplus (southern cattle tick), 951 nucleotides. RefSeq lists its product as uncharacterized. The record is from RefSeq and is a predicted model, not a curated record. Lineage: Eukaryota; Metazoa; Arthropoda; Arachnida; Ixodida; Ixodidae.